AUGCUAACUGUCCAACAUGGCACAGAGCAUGGAAAGGAAGUACCAGACACCCAGUGCGUGACCUUGGCAAAGCAAGAGUUCAGCCAGAUGGAAAUCCAAGCCGGUGUCCCGACGGCCUCUGUCCUGCUGCAGUUCAUCCUGUUUCCUGGGACAAGAUGUGACGAGAACUGUGGCAGUCAUGAACAGUUGCUGGUGGCAAUUGGUGCCUUGGUCCUGCUGUGUGGCCUGACUUCCCUGUGCUUCCGCUGCUGCUGUCUGAGUCGCCAGCAAAAUGGGGAAGAAGGAGGCCCACCACCCUAUGAAGUGACCGUCAUCUCUUUCGAUCAUGACAGCACUCUGCAGAGUACUAUCACGUCCCUUCAGUCAGUGUUUGGCCCUGCAGCCCGAAGAAUCCUGGCCGUAGCUCACUCUCACAGCUCCCUGGGUCAUCUGCCCUCCUCCCUGGAUACCCUCCCAGGAUAUGAGGAAGCUCUUCACAUGAAUCGCUUCACAGUAGCGAGGAGUGGGCAGAAAGCUCCGGACCUACCCCCUGUCCCUGAAGAAAAGCAACUGCCUCCAAUGGAAAAGGAGGCUUCUUGA
Molecule: messenger RNA, 579 nt
Organism: Otolemur garnettii (small-eared galago)
Lineage: Eukaryota; Metazoa; Chordata; Mammalia; Primates; Galagidae
Gene: TMEM52B
Product: transmembrane protein 52B
Exons: 5
Coding region: 1-579 (192 amino acids)
Source: RefSeq, a predicted model, not a curated record